CAACACGGUACAGCUGACGGCGCUCCAGUGACGUGUGUACGUGCAACACGCACGUCCGCUCGCGAUCUAUUUGCUGCUGCUACUUGGUACCAAUGAUGGUGAGACGAAGUGGUCGGUACACGGUGAACUGGCGAGGGUUCAGGGACUUCACGGCAAAUAAACCACCCGACGACAGGAGCGAAACAGAAGACACAAAGGCGGAAGAAGAUUUGUCAAAUCAUGAAGUUAUAUUCCUCAGAAGUAUUGUGGAGAGUCCUGAUUUUUUACGAAAAUAUAAGUCGGCUGAUUCGGAAGAGGAUUUGAUUGUCAAGCCAGUUUCCUUGGAUAACUUAAGUAUCAUACGAUCACUGAGUGAAUAUCGAGGAAACAAUAUUCGAACCAUCGAACAAGCAGAACUUGCUAUACUCUUAUCACGAGUACAUUUCAGAGCAGUUAUUGAUGCACAUGAUCAAAUUGGUAACAUUUGGCUGGAGAGAGGCUCUGGUGUAGAUGAAAAGGUUAAGUUAUUGGAAAGUAACUCAGAAGAGUUGAGUGCAGAUCAAAACGGAGAAAUGCCUGUAGAAACAGUCAAAGUGGUUGGCCUUAGAAAAGUGCCUGGACAACCUUUAGGAUUAACGGUGACAACAGAUGAGCAUGGGCAGCUUAUAGUUGCGCGAAUAAUGGCAGGCAGUGCUGCCGCUAAACAAGCAUUACUAAAUGUUGGAGAUGUCUUGCUUGAAGUGGAUGGUGUUCAAGUAGACACUGAAGAGCAAUUGAAGCAAGCCGUAUCUAAACCUAAUGACAGGGUCACACUCAAAGUGGGACCAAACCUGAAAGAUAAAAAUGGUCAAUCAAAUAAUAAACUAAGUUGUUACGUCAGGGCAUUGUUUGACUACAGUCCUGUUGACGAUUCCUUAAUUCCAUGUAAAGAAAUUGGCUUAGAAUUUAAACGUGGGGAUAUAAUGCAGGUGUCAGACAGAAAAGACCCCAAUUGGUGGCAAGCAAGUCAUGUUGAUAAACCAGAUGUUGUAGGACUAAUACCAUCACCAGAGCUAGAAGAAAGGAGGAAGGCAUAUGUACCACCCGAAGCUGAUUUUGUUCAUAAGAUUAGCAUAUGUGGAGCUAGAAUAUCAAGAAAGAAAAAGAAGUUUGUAUACGAGUCUCGUUCGAGUGUGCAGUUGGAAGGAGCUGAGCUAGCUCUGUACGAGGAGGUGGCCCGGACGCCGCCCUUCUUGAGACGUGUGCUGGCGCUAGUGGGCACGAGGGGAGUCGGGAGACGGACGCUCAAGAACAGGAUGAUACAGGAGCACCCCGACAGGUUCACAGCAGUCCUGCCACACACCUCCCGUCCUCCGCGGCCCCUGGAGGAGAACGGCUCGUCUUACUGGUUCGUGUCUCGAGAGGAGAUGGAGCGAGACGCGCACGCCGGCAGGUUCCUGGAGUAUGGAGAGCAUAACGGACACUUGUAUGGGACACAUCUAGAUUCCAUUCGGGCUGCCAUCAAGGAAGGUAAGAUGUGUGUUCUGGACUGCGCGCCCCAGUCCCUCAAGUUGUUACACAACAGCAGCGAGUUCCUGCCCUACGUGGUGCUGGUGGCCGCGCCGGGCAUCGAACACCUCAAGAACCUGACGCACGCUUCCAACAGGAACCUGGCGUUCGACCGCCAGAGCUCCAUCAGAUACAGCUCGCGUCGCGCCCGCACGCUCGAGUCGCUGGCGUCGCUCUACGAGGAAGAAGACAUGAAGCAAACACUGGAGGAGAGUUCCCGCAUAGAGCGGCAGUACGAGAAGUACAUCGACUUGAUAAUAGUGAACAACAAUACAGACACCACUUACUCCAAGAUCAUGGACGCUCUGCACGCUCUCUCCACCGACCACCAGUGGGUCCCCGUCAGCUGGAUAUACUAACGGUGCCAGCAGUCACACGCACCUUACUACGACCUUCUGUUACGUUAUGGUGGCCGGAAGUAGCAAUACCGCCAGGUUUUGUGAUUUCUAUAAUAAUUAUUCGAUUAAUUUUAUGUUUUGCGAUAUUGCGACGUUUCAUAGCUAUUUGCGUUACAUAAAUUGUCUUCUUAAUAAAAGCAGUAUGAAGUUACCCGCAAGUUUAAAAUUACUUGUCUCAUAGAUCGACAUUCAGGUGUGAAAUUAUUAUAAAUAUUAUUAAGUAUUAAAAACUUUAAUGUACUCACGACUCUCAACUAAAUAUAAACAUCACACUGUCACAAUUUUAUUAUAUAUAUUUUGACAAACACGACUUACAUACAGUACUUAAUUUUUUGGUUUUUUUAAUGUUUUGACUUAAUGUAGGGGAUAAAAACAUGUCUCGCAAUAAAAAUAUUGUGAAUUUUGCAACUUAUCAUAAUAUGUAUACUUAAAAACAAAAGUUUUAAACUAGAUAUGUGAUAAGUUGCAAAAGACAUCACCGGUCUUAACGUGCCCCCAAUGCUGGCUGUAAAAAAACAUGUGUGCAAUCACACUGUGGGAGUUUACCUUGCCGAGUGAAGGGGGAAGAAGAAGACACAAAGAGAAACACGAACAACAACUUGUCAGCACUUGUAUAAUAAUCUUAAGAUGUGCAUUGCGCAUGAACCUCUAAACUGUAUAUGAAGUCCUGGUACAUAUUGCUAGGAUGACACAUGAUUUCAACUGCUAUGAAAGACGUUACUAUCACCGCUACGAUAGUUACGUUCUCCUGGUGUCUAUGGAGUAAUAUAAAGUACUUAUUACCUCUUUUUUUUUAAUGUUUAAUGUAAAAAUUUCUUAGGAGUUUGCCAAUAAUGCUUCAUUUGUUACAUCUUAAUUAGUUUGAGUUCACUAAUGUUCAUGUGUAAGUGGCGCAACCAACAUUAGUAAGCUAUUUACCGCUAUAUUGUUUCCAGUAGCAUGGAUGUUUCGAUCAGAGAAGUGUAUGUGAGAGGCCUAAUCUCAACCCAAACUACUGAAAUGUUCAGUAUAUAGCAUGAUGUUAUGCUUUUUGACAUGAGAUCCUUCAAAUUUACUUUUAUAUGUAUAUGUCAUACGUUUUUGGAGUUGUCGUAUUUACUGUCAAAUUAAUAUUGUAGUUCAUUAAAAGAUAUAUUAUUAAUUUAUUACACAUAACAUAAAUUAAUUCGAAAAUAGUCUAUGAAUUUAGUGUGAAUAUUUUGUCUAUUGUGUUGAAAUUUGAGGAGUUGAUAGCAUACAGUGUGGAGUUCCACCUCAAUAUAAAUUAAUUGUUGAGUUAAUAUGUGCUACGUACUAGAGCAGCCUUUUCAUCUUCAUUGUUUGUAACGUGAGUUAUGGACAGCCGUCGUCAACUCAUUUAGUCUAUGCUGAGCGUUUGUAGCAGCAACACGCAUUUAAGUUUUAAGGUUGUAGCCAUGUCAGUUCUGUAAUCGAUCAGUAUUUAAUCUAUAGCACCGACGAGUAGUUGUAGAACGUUGACCAAUACGCGUCAGUUUCAUGAAAAUCCCGGCACUUUCAGCAUUCUAGCGCUGCAUGUUAAUACUGUCUGGUUAGACGACAAAUGACUUGCAGCGGACUCAUUUCUUUUUUAUAGCUUCUAUAUACGUCAGUAAUAAAAGGUUUUUAAUCCUAUUUGAUUGAAACAUCUCAAAUCUGACGAAUAGAAUAGUUAGAAGUAAGUUGUUUGAGUGUAUGUUAAUCGCGUCAUGCGAGAGCCAUCGUAUUAAAUAAUCUCAUAAUUAAUUUUGUUAGUAUUUACUUUAGGAUAAGUUUUUAUAUUUUCUAGAAACUCGAUUGCGUACUUGAAUUUGGCUGACUUUACAAACUUAGGCCCAAUAUUUUUGAACUCGUUAAAUAAUCUUUACAAAGCUAAUCAAGUCAGAAGUAUUACUCAAAUACCACUUUCUUAAUAGGUGACUACUGAAUAUAAAUAGUUUUCUACUGUUUUAAUAAAUCCGGUAAUUGAGCCAUAGAGUUGCAAAUAACACGAAUUAUUAUAAACUGAAUAAUACGUGAUCAUUCCAUGAUUACCAUUAAAUGUAGAAAUGGAAGGUUUGUUGUUUUUUAUUGUAUUUUAUUUAAAAAAAAUACCGGUUUUUGUCAAUAAUUAGCAUAAGACGAAUGUUUAUUUAUUUUAUUUCUAAAAAAAGGCUUUUUCUUUUUUAUUUCUUAACACGUCUGUAUGUUAUUUUUUAUUAUUUUACUGACUUUAUUUUUACAUAUUUAGCAAAAAAUCACAAUUUACAUUAUCAAAUAUGGCAACAUUAAUGUCCCACCAAUAAUUUUAAUUGCUUAGAAAUUAAUUAUUUACUGACACAACACUUUGAUGCAUAAAUUGCCCCCUAAGUUAAAAUUAUUUUGUUUGUAUUUUUUGCAUUUAUACAGCAUGUAACUUUAGUAAUUAUCUAGUUUAAUUUUAUAAGUGUAUAUUAAUGUCCAACACUGCAUGCCCGUGACACCCUUUAUAAACCAUCACUCGGAUAUUUUAUUUGAUCGUAACUUUUUCAUAAUAUUAACGAUUGCAAUAGGCGGGUCCUGUUUCCCUUUAAAAUACCAUGAGGGAUAAUGUUUGGCAAUAUGUUUGUGUGGAAAAAUGUCGCAAGUAUUUAAUUUACAAUAAAUACAUCACAUAGUAUCACAAAAUUUGUGAUUGAUUGAUUACCAAUAUAUUAUAAAUGUAGUACCUACUUAAUAUGUAAGUUAUGAAUCACCAUUCAGCAAAGUUAUGAUAAUUUGCUAUCAUCAUAGUAUUUAAAUGGUUUAAAUCAUUAAGAACAUUACAUUCCGUCCAUUUUGUUUCGUUAUUUAGCUAUAAAGUUUAUCGUAUCAGGAAUUAUUAAUAUUUUUAUGUAAGGGAAGUGCUUUUAUAUUAUUUUGCAUUAUAUUGUAAUAUUUACGUUAAUAAAAUAUUUUGCUAUUGCGCUA
Molecule: messenger RNA, 4850 nt
Organism: Leptidea sinapis
Lineage: Eukaryota; Metazoa; Arthropoda; Insecta; Lepidoptera; Pieridae
Gene: vari
Product: protein PALS2
Exons: 12
Coding region: 93-1886 (597 amino acids)
Cellular component (GO): plasma membrane; cell-cell junction
Molecular function (GO): protein binding
Source: RefSeq, a predicted model, not a curated record